AUUUCCCUUCCCUUGCUGGCAGUCAUAUUACAGGCAGUAUUUCGCUGUCCGUCUUGACACGGUCUCAUCGCCUCAGCUGAGAGAACCUUGACUGACACCUGCUGUCGAAGACUACCGCCAAUAUGAGCGAUUCUUCGACCGGCGAUAUGGUCAAGGACCUGCACAGAGAUCUGGUGGGGAAAUACAACAAACACGCAGCUGCGGUGGAGCAGUACUGGCGGAGCUUUGAUCAGGGUCGACGAACACAAUGCAUCAAAGCCGGUGCAGCGGGAGGCGUCGUUCUCAAGCAUCCUCUGGAUCGGUCCCUGGGAAAUGUUUACAAAAUCAUCCCCGAAAUCAAUCUGCGCGAUAUCACGAAUCCCGAAUCUGAUAUUCUCUUGGAUCUCCUCAAACACCGUGCCACAACUACCCUCCUCGAUCAAUACAUGACCGGUCUCAAUGGCGGCCCUGGUGAUCACGCCUUCAUAAAACAGAUGAUGGACACCAGAAAUCUCCACCUCGAUGAUCCUGACCCGAAUGGCUUCACCCUUUUCCUGGACGAAGACCGGUAUGGUCAGACUAUGACGAUCAUGCGUGAAGCAUCCCAAGUUCGGGCUGGGCUUGCACCUGCCAUCAGGGCUAAUCUUUGCGUUCCUCAAGAGCUCGGCGAACUGAUACUGCAACGACAACUGUAUGUGCUCCAGAGUCUCAACAUUGUCAUCGAGGACAUCUUAGACAUCGGCUCGAGAACGAGGGAUCGGAAGAAACCAUCCAAGAAGUCUGAUAAAGCCGCGACCACUGCCCUUUCGAAACUCAGCAUUCAAGAGCCAGCCAAAAGCCUCUCGAUCCCAGAUCUUAUCACCAGCGCUGCGGACCAGAAAGCUACGCUUGAAGAGUUCUUGACUUUGCUCUCCACGGAGCCUGUCGUACUUACCCACGCUGUCAACCUCUGCUUCUUUAGCCGCCCUGAGCUGCUUCCUGAUGAGAAGGGCCGUAUUUUGCCGGUCCAUACCGACAAGUACAUCAGUGGUGCAGUGUUGGAGGCAGUGUACAACGCCAUCAAAGCAGUUGCCAUCUGGAGCUAUAUUGGUCGCCUCCUCGACCUCUUGGUCUCCCAGCCCGCCACGGACAAAACAUUCAGAGCCAUAAUUCUUCAAGAAAUCUCCAAUGUGUGUCACCUGGAAUUCAGCCGCGCCCAAGCUCUCUUCAAACGUAACGUCCAAACAGCCACUGGAGUCAAGUGGUUCAAGAGGAUGUCUAACGUAUACGACAAAGCCGGCAACGCACGCGUGACCAUGAAGGGUGACCCCGAAAGUUUGACGCGGACUGAUCCGCAGCUCCACUACAUGCUCCGCCUUUGUCAGCCUGAGAGUGACGCCUUGAAGGCCACGGAAUGGAUGAAGAAGUUGAGCGACCUUCAUAAUGCUCAUCCUUCCGAGCGGGAGAAGCUCGAAGAGAGAGAAGCGGACUCACUCGGCGACUUGGCCGUCAUCACAUCCUUCGUGCAAGUCCUGUCGCCAUCAAUAUCUAUGCCCUCACUCUCUCGCAAGAAAAACCAGAUGUUUGUAGCUCGGUCCCAAGAGCUCGACGCGGAAAUGAACGAACUCAAGUCUAAGAUUGAUCUACGAGACUUCGUUGUCCCAAUCGAUAACCUUCUUGAACCCCGGGUGGCAUCGAAAACACUCACUCUCCUGGAUCACUUCAUCAUCGAAAAUGCUGGCACCAAAAUGGGAUUUCUCUAUCAAGAUCUGAUUGAGGAAUGCCUCGCCGAGAUUGAGAGGCAGUACAAGCUAGCAAAGGACCGAACGGAGCAGAAAAGACCAGCCGAGGUAGAACCCACUCCGCCACCUGUGCCAGAACCGCGAGAGAAGCGUCUUGAGCAACGCAAACAGAAAGAGAAGACCCGGCCCUCUCAUUCUUCUGUCUUCGAAAUUGUCGCAACCCCUGAGGAGGAAGAGCCUCUUGAGGAAGAGCAACCCACAAUCUUCAAAGUUCGAGCAUCCACAGCCGAGGUCUUUUCCACCUUGUUUGCCAAAGCAGAGUCGCGUGGCAGUGUGAGCUGGACGGCAUUCGUAUCGGCCAUGACCGACUUGGGGUUCUCCGUGCUGCCUAAGACCGGCUCUGUGUACGCGUUCCUCCCUCCGGAGAAUAUGCACGUCAGCAAGUCGUUGACACUCCAUCGGCCGCACAAAUCAGAGAUUGAGGGUUAUCGUGCCAUUCUGUACGCAAAGCGCUUGCGGAAAGUGUACGGGUGGAAUGAAAGGACGUUCGAAGUAGAUGAGUGAGGAUGUAGAGGACAGUCAGCGCUCACGAACCGGUCUUUUUAUGGAAUAUUAAGAUAUUGCCGACGCCAUUCCAAUCCGACGUCAGCUGUGGCAGCUGUUGUACCUGAGAGGAAUGACAACAACUAACGAAUGACAAACCAUAAAAUGAAAAAUCGGAAUUCGUUGCUUGAUAAGCGCUCGCUCCAGGCAAGCUAACCUGAUAGAAAUCCCAGUACCUUCCUUCAUGUUGGAAUCUUCGGCUCGGACUCUGCGACUUGUGCAGACUCUUACCAGAGUCUCUGUGGAGGUAUAUCCGUCAUCCUGCCGCUCUUGGUGCAUUUGUUUAUCACACACAGGCACGUCCGCGAGGACGAGAGUCUAUUGUCGACCAAGUUCAACCACGGCACUCAGGGCCGGUCGCAGGCCGAUAACGGACGCUGUGAGCUGGGCGUCAGUGGAGAAGUGAUAUGAAGACUUUUCACUGGACCUCUGUACCCGUGCUACUGCGGGCGCUCCAUGCUUCCCCCACAGACAUGAACUCUCCCCCAGUCGGUCUGGGAUCCCGACCAAAGGAGAAGUGCGCCAGCCAGAGAGAGGUCUUAGCGGUCUCGUUCCGACGCAGGAGCGUGGACAGAAACAGAGCCCAUGACCGAUUAGAAUUCAUGCCGUACCGUCUUCCAGCAGCACCUUGGCAAAAAGGCCGGAGG
Messenger RNA from Cladophialophora immunda, 2950 nucleotides. RefSeq lists its product as uncharacterized. The transcript has a single exon. The record is from RefSeq and is a predicted model, not a curated record. The coding region runs from base 123 to 2264 and encodes 713 amino acids. NCBI's taxonomy places the organism in Eukaryota, Fungi, Ascomycota, Eurotiomycetes, Chaetothyriales, Herpotrichiellaceae.